CUUUACAGACACUGAUAGGCUCUGUGUCAAUCAUGUGGUCAUACAAUUCAAAUGUCACCGUCUAUGCCCAAGCUACAACGUCCCUUGCUCAGCUGGACAUUCUGGUCUGUACCUUCUUCACCUGUGUCUUACAGAACCACAGCGAUGACUGCUCUAUGGCCUAUUACCUACCCCAGAUGGAUCAUCCACUGAUCUGGGAUGCCAGGGGACCAGCCCCCGGGGUGCUGAUGAACAAGUCCUACAACGCACAAAGCAACGAGACGUACAAACUUUUCAACCACUCGUUGCGAAUCCUUGCCUUUGAGAAUCCAGCAGAGGCUGAUGAGUAUGUGUAUUCCAAUGCAGAGACUGUAAUGUAUGGUUUUGUUCUACCUGUCCUCAAACUAUUAGGGAUCCUAUCCAUUCUGUCUUUUUUCUUUACAGUUUUAAGAGUUCCCUCCAUGCGUAAUGUCACUAAUUUCUACCUGACAAAUUUGGCGAUAUCAGAUUUAAUAGUGUUGAUUUCAAGUGCCACUUAUGAGCAAUAUGUUGCCUUCACAAAACAAAACAGAUCUGAUAUCCCAUCUUUUGGUAACUCAUCCCACGUAGUUGUGAGUGUCUUAUUUUACUUAGCCAAUGUGGGUGCCCAUUCAUCUUUAGCAUUUGUUACUGUGCUGUCUUAUGAUAGAUAUUUUGCCAUUUGUUACCCUUUCAAACACCGUAAUCUCAAUCACAAGCGACGGGCAAUACGAGCAGCAGUCUGUAUAUGGCUGCUGUCCUUGGCUGUCAAUGUAAUUGUUUUCUGUUCUCUGUUUCAGAAACUGAAUGAACCAGCAGACAAAUGUCUUGUUUGGCCAAAUGAAGAAAAGUAUAAACAUUUAUCGAGUGAUGUGCAGGUGAUCUUGACCAACGUAGGAAUGGUUCAGUCAAGGGUGAUUAGUUACCUGAUUUUUAUUACAUUUGGCCUGACUUUGAUCCUCACUGUCACUUUCAAUAUCCUCCUAAUUAAGGGACUGCAUGCACCAAAUCUAUCUGGUGACCAGAUCCAAGGUCCAUCAAAACAUCUUCGAAGAGUGACUCUGAUACUUGGCAUCAACACAGCCGUGGUAUUUGUCUGUUUUCUGCCCCAAACUAUAGCUCCCCUAAUUGUAAUUUUAUCACUAAGUUUGGAAGAAGUGCAUGUAUCUGGAGACGUGAUUUGGGCAUUGCUUCUGAUGGUCGCUUGCUUAAGAAUCAUCAACUCUUCCAUUAAUUCAGUCAUAUUCAAUGCUGGUAGUGGAAGGUACAGGAAGGCCUUUAAGCAAGCCUUCUGCUGCAGAAAGAGGCAGCAAGUACCAAUGAUCAAUAUCCCUCUGCAGACAUUACCAAGAGCAGAUCCUGCUGAUAGGAUCAGAUCAUAG
Molecule: messenger RNA, 1379 nt
Organism: Patiria miniata (bat star)
Lineage: Eukaryota; Metazoa; Echinodermata; Asteroidea; Valvatida; Asterinidae
Product: lysophosphatidic acid receptor 6-like
Exons: 1
Coding region: 33-1379 (448 amino acids)
Biological process (GO): G protein-coupled receptor signaling pathway
Cellular component (GO): plasma membrane
Molecular function (GO): G protein-coupled receptor activity
Source: RefSeq, a predicted model, not a curated record